Messenger RNA from Erigeron canadensis, 1188 nucleotides. Its product is annotated as nudix hydrolase 10-like. The transcript is spliced from 9 exons. Gene Ontology annotation, molecular function: NADH pyrophosphatase activity; ADP-ribose diphosphatase activity; NAD binding. Bases 78 to 1031 code for a protein of 317 amino acids. The record is from RefSeq and is a predicted model, not a curated record. Lineage: Eukaryota; Viridiplantae; Streptophyta; Magnoliopsida; Asterales; Asteraceae.
UCCUAGUCACAUUCUCCAACCCAUUUAAUUAUUUCAAAUAUAUAUAUAAAUUUCCCUCCAAUUUAUUCGAUCCAUAUAUGCUGCAGAUGUUCAAAUUUUCUAAACAAGGAAGCUCAUUAUUGCCCGUUGCUCGCAAAUUUCAUGACUUGAGAGAUAAAGCUAGAAGUGCAUUCAAAGUUAGAUCUACUACAAAUAUGGUAACGAACAUGAUAAAAUCGUCAAAGGUCUCAGAAAAUGAAGUUGAUCAGGUUGAUAUGUUGAAUGCCACGUAUGAUGCUUAUGAAGGAGUUAUUGUGAAUAUUAAAGAUAAUAUGAAUGAAAAUGCCUUUAUCAAUCUACUUCAAACAUCACUAUCCCAAUGGAGGCUGCAGGGGAAGAAAGGAGUUUGGCUAAAACUUCCUAUUGAACAUGUAAAUCUUGUUGAACCUGCAGUGAAGGAAGGAUUUCGGUACCAUCAUGCAGAAUCAAUAUACUUGAUGCUCGUGUAUUGGAUUCCUAAAACUAAUAAUACACUCCCACCAAAUGCUUCCCACCGAGUUGGCGUUGCUUCUUUUGUCGUGAAUGAUAAAGGGGAGGUUCUUGUAGUCCAAGAGAAAAGUGGAGCGUUCAAAGGCACAGGAGUCUGGAAAUUACCGACUGGUACUGUUGAGGAGGGUGAAGAUAUAUGUGCAGCUGCAGUUAGGGAAGUCAAAGAAGAGACUGGGAUUGAUACAGAAUUCGUAGAAGUCCUUGCAUUCAGGCAAAGCCACAAAUCAUUCUUUACAAAGUCGGAUCUAAUGUUUGUUUGCAUGUUAAAACCAAAAUCUUUGGAUAUAGAGAAGCAAGAUUCAGAGAUUGACGCAGCACAGUGGAUGUCAGUGGAGGAAUACGCCAGCCAGCCCUUUAUAGUAAAGCACAAAUCCUUUGACUACAUUGCUAAAAUAUGUAUGGAAAAAAUAGAUAACAAAUAUGUUGGCUUCUCUGCAUUGCCUACAGCAACUGCUACCUCUACUAAGAAGAGCUAUUUGUACUCUCAUUAUCACGACCAGUGAUCUGAUUCCAAUAUUCAACAAACGCCAACAACGAAAAACUUCCAAAAUUCUUUAUUCUUUAUUGAUAAAUCUCAAAGAUGGAAAACCACUAGAAGUUCACCUUUGUUUUACUAUGUAUUUAGUAUAUGAAUGAAAUAUGUACCUUAUCAUAUCGUUU